Frieseomelitta varia is the source of this 4486-nucleotide messenger RNA. Its product is annotated as ankyrin repeat domain-containing protein 50. The transcript has 15 exons. Gene Ontology annotation, molecular function: protein binding. The coding region runs from base 1 to 4410 and encodes 1469 amino acids. The record is from RefSeq and is a predicted model, not a curated record. NCBI's taxonomy places the organism in Eukaryota, Metazoa, Arthropoda, Insecta, Hymenoptera, Apidae.
AUGGCUGCACCGGUGAUAGAGAAGAAACGGUUCUUCUGUCGCGAAUGGGCGUUCACAAAGCUGUCCCAUUGCUUGGAACAGAGGCCAGCUUCGAAGACGUGCGGCGUUUUGGUCGUCGGCGGUCCAGGAAGUGGGAAGACCGCGUUCAGCGCGGAAUUGGCCUGGCCGUCGGCCGGUGCCAACGCUAGACAUCAGAGAUCGUUGAAUAGGAGAUUAUUGGCCAGGCAUUUCUGUCAGGCUAGGAGCGAGGCUUCCUUGUCACCGGCUCAGUUUGUCAGGUCUCUGGUCGCUCAGCUUCUGCAACCUGGUUCAGAUGGGAUUCACAGAGUGGCCUCGAGCUCCCCAAUACCAGGCAGCACAACGGCUGCCAACGCCACGACAGUGCCGUUAACAUCGAGGGAAAUGGUGGCAGAAGCCUACGCUGAGAAGCUUCGAACCGAUCCAGAGAUACAAGCCGCUCUGCAGCCGGACGUCCUCGAUAGAGACCCCGACGAUGCUUUGAAGAAAGCGUUGCUGUUCCCUCUGUUGGAGUUAGAGCCACCGAAAUGCUGUCUGUUCCUGUUAGUCGACUCGAUCGACGAGGGACAGACGCUGGAUCUCCCUCAAACUGGCACCAGAGACUCGAGAAGGGAAAACGAUAACGUCAGCAGGACCAUCGCUGAAUUAUUGGCCAAUCAUCAUCAUCUGUUCCCUCAGUGGUUGCUUCUAGUUUGUACUGCACGACGCCAGAGCAAACCAAUCUCGCGAAUGUUCAGCGGCUUCCGGAAGAUCCCCUUGGAUGAUCUAAGGAAAUCUUUGGUUGUGAGAGACAUUCAGCAAUACAUCCUUGCACGAUUGGAUCAAGAAGAUGCUCUCAGGCAGCACAUCUCGCGCGACACAGCCGAGAUGCUAAACCAGCUGCACAUCAAGAGCAACGGCUGUUUCCUCUACCUAGAGAAAGUUCUCGACGGAGUGGCCGAGAACUUCAUCGUUCUAAGGGAGGUUCGCGAGAUACCAGGCACCCUGAACGGUCUCUACCUGUGGCUGUGUCAAAGGCUCUUCAGCCGAAAGCAAUUUGCCAAAGUUCAACCUCUACUGAACGUGAUCCUAGCCGCGAAGCUACCAAUCACCCAGGAGAUACUCUACAAAUGCGUGAAAACCGCGUGCGCCAACAUCACGAUAGAAGACUUCAAUCGACGUUUGCACCUUCUACGCAGGGUCAUCUCCGUUUCUCGUGCAGGUGCACUGAUGCUGUUCCAUCACAGUUUCGCUGAAUGGUUGCUGGAUGUGAAACACUGUACGCAGAAGUAUCUCUGCUCCGCUGUAGAGGGUCACGCGAUGCUGGCCGCGUAUUACACCCUUCGUGGACCGGAAUUGAACGCCGAUGAAAUCUGCGUGCUUGGCCAACACCUACAACGGGCGAUAACUAGCGUCGCCACCACAAAUUGUAACCUGGACGUGCACACGCUUCAAGUGCUCUGGAUGAUAAGCAGCGGAGCACCGAUAGAGGAUUGCUACCUGGAUAGCUCGGAGUGUAUACUCUGGCCCAGGCAGGAAGUGAAGCUGCUGAAAUUGUUGAUCGACGCCGGCGCCAAACCCUCCGAGAAGGUCGUCGAAGACGACGCCAGCAAGGAUGCUGUCUCUUCUAGUCAAGUCUCGCAAGACGUAAGCCCUAUGGAUGAAUCUCCCAGCGAACCAUUAACGGAACUGCUCGGCGAAAGCGGGGACAUCAAUCAAGCUGAUUCUUGCGGACGAACAGUGCUGCACACGCUUGCUGCAGAUGGUAAUGCAUCUCUGCUGGAGCUGGCUCUGGCGACGUGUCCUCAGGCAAAAUUGGAAAGCACCGAUCGUCACGGUCAAACACCUUUAAACCUGGCAGCGAGACACGGCUAUGGAGACGUGGUGCGAGUUCUGUUAGCUGCAGGGGCUUGCGCGGAUCACGCUGACUGCGAUGGAUGGACAGCUCUCAGGGCUGCUGCCUGGGGUGGACAUACCCAGGUAGUCGAAAUGCUGCUGGAGCACGGGGCAAUGGUGGAUUGCGCCGAUUGGGAUCAACGAACAGCGCUCAGGGCAGCCGCAUGGGGUGGCCACGAGGACAUCGUUAAAGCACUUUUGCAACACGGCGCCGACGUCAACAGAACCGAUGACGAGGGUAGAACCGCCUUAAUUGCCGCUGCCUACAUGGGUCACAGCGAGAUCGUCGAACACCUUCUAGACUUUGGCGCGGAGAUCGAUCACGCUGAUAACGACGGAAGGACUGCCCUCAGCGUAGCUGCCCUCUGUGUACCCUCCAAUCAUGGCUAUGCAAAAGUGGUCACGAUCCUCUUGGAGAGAGGAGCUGCAGUCGAUCAUCAGGAUAAGGAUGGUAUGACACCGUUGUUAGUGGCCGCGUUCGAGGGACACAGAGACGUUUGCGAGUUGCUGCUGGAAUACGAGGCUGAUGUGGAUCAUUGCGAUGCUACCGGGCGUACACCUUUGUGGGCAGCUGCCAGCAUGGGUCAUGGAUCAGUGGUCGCUCUUCUCUUAUUCUGGGGAUGUUACGUUGACAGCAUUGAUAACGAGGGCAGGACCGUUUUGAGCGUGGCUGCUGCCCAAGGUGGCACCGACGUAGUGAAACAAUUGUUGGACAGAGGCUUGGACGAACAACACAGGGACAAUUCAGGAUGGACGCCGUUACAUUACGCGGCAUUCGAAGGUCACAUCGAUGUUUGUGAAGCACUGUUGGAAGCCGGAGCAAAAAUUGACGAGACUGACAACGAUGGAAAAGGUGCUCUGAUGCUAGCCGCGCAAGAAGGACACGCCGCGUUGGUUGAAAGGCUCCUGGAACAGCAUAGAGCGCCAAUCGAUCAACAUGCUCACGAUGGAAAGACUGCUCUUAGACUCGCAGCUUUGGAGGGGCAUUACGACACCGUCAGAGUACUAUUGACUCACAAUGCAGACGUGAAUGCAAAAGACGCUGAUGGAAGAAGCACUCUUUAUAUUCUUGCCCUAGAGAAUAGACUGGCGAUGGCCCGAUUCUUAUUGGAGCAUGCUCGCGCUGAUGUGGAAAGUAGGGAUUCAGAAGGUCGAACACCGCUGCAUGUGAGUGCUUGGCAAGGACACGUCGAAAUGGUAGCCCUGUUGCUAACAGAAGGCAGUGCCAGCGUGAACGCCUGCGACAACGAGAACAGAACUCCUUUACACUCUGCUGCCUGGCAAGGUCAUGCAGCCAUUGUUAGAUUGCUCUUAGAACAUGGAGCAACCCCUGACCAUACUUGCAAUCAAGGUGCAACAGCUCUGGGUAUCGCUGCACAAGAGGGUCAUGAACAUUGUGUUCGAGCACUCUUAAACCACGGUGCUGAUCCCAGUCAUUCUGAUCACUGUGGUCGAAAUGCUAUCAAAGUAGCCGCCAAAAGUGGCCACGAUACUGUGGUUAGACUACUCGAGGAACAUUCGGCUAAUCAACGAAGUCUGAGGCCUGGUAUCAACGGAGGUGGAAGUAGUACUGCUACGUCAGUAACAUCAAACUCCACAGCUGAAACGAAACCAUCGUCUGCAAUUUUGAACCCUCUGUCAACACAGUACAGUCCAGCAGAGUCACCAGACUCGACGAAAAGAAGAAGCUGCGUGUCUCUGGGCAAUAACUCUAGCAACAGCAAGUCCAGCAGUAAUUUGACCGGCAGCACGAAGAGCGAUCAGGGGAAAUUCAAUCAGAAUUCGAUGGUGAAUCAGGUAAUAAAAACACCAUUAUCUUUCACGCAACAACUGCAACAAUGCACGAGAGGAGCGAAGAGCCGACCACUCAGCAAACUUUUGUCGCCUCUGAAAAGCGAACCGCAGAGUCCCAUCUACGCUUCGCCGCCUCACUCGCCGUUAAGCGACAGCCUGAUACCUUAUUCACCGACGAAUACGAGUCCACCUAGUGCCCAGACCGCGGCGAACGUGAUACAAAGUCAGCUCGGUGUGUCGUUAUUGACCGGAAACCAGAAUAUGUCAUACAAAACGCAAAUCGGAGAGUAUAAUCACACAUCGGCCAUUUACGAACCGAUCAACAUAAAGACCGAGAUUAUCGACAAAAAUGACAUUAGCAAGCCGUUUGAAUUAACUAACGAGAUGUUAGGUUUAAGCGUGACAAAGGACAAGAAAAAUGGGCUUGAUGAGAAAAGAAACUCGGCCGAUACUCAUUUCACUAGGGACACUCAUAUGAGGAUAAUAUUGGGGAACAGUGGUGCUGGUGUUGGCAGAAGCGUGAAACAUACCUCUGACCACACACCUGCCAGUGCAAGCAAUGCAAAACCAAAGCGCAAUGGCUUGGUCUCCAACCCAGCCAUGAGAUUAGUAGCAGGUGUUAGAAAUGGAAUUGAAAAUGCAACUAAUAGAAAUAAGCCUAUCACAACGCGAGUUAAUGGAUUUCAGUGGAAGGCCGAGGCACGAAAGGAAACACCUUUGUAGGGACAGGUUGUGUUGUCAGAAACACCUCAGCAGGAUACCGGAAUCCGUUAUUGCGGCUGGCGAAUCGUAAUCACCA